Molecule: messenger RNA, 898 nt
Organism: Lucilia sericata (common green bottle fly)
Lineage: Eukaryota; Metazoa; Arthropoda; Insecta; Diptera; Calliphoridae
Product: outer dense fiber protein 3-like protein 2
Exons: 4
Coding region: 116-802 (228 amino acids)
Cellular component (GO): cytoskeleton
Source: RefSeq, a predicted model, not a curated record
CUUUUUGACUUAAAAUUUUUCAUUAAAUCCCCUUUCGGCAUCUUUUUUUAGAAUAAAUUUUUAGUUCCAAAUUCUAAAUUUAAAAAAAUUCCAAAAAUUGCAAUAAAAUAACAAUAUGGCAAAAACUUUACCAGGUCCUGCUGAUUUGUAUCCUCUGCCACCAACGGUUGGUUAUGAAAAUCAUGAUUUACGUAAACAUCGUUUGCCAAACUAUUCGUUUGGCAUUCGAACAACAUUAAAAGACAAUAGCUGCGGACCUGGUCCUAAUAGAUACAAUGUAUCGAAAUUAGUGCGAUAUGGUGUAAGUAAAGCCAAUAGAUUUACAAUGGCACCGAAAACAUAUUUAGAAGAAAAGGGUAAAAGUCCAGGCCCUAUGGCUUAUCAGCUUAGAGAAUCUCCCAUUUUUAAGGGUUCAAAAUCACCAGAAUUUUCCAUGGGUAAAGUUAAUACAUUUUUCUUUAAAAAUUGUGCUCCUGGUCCCAACAAGUACGGCAUUAAUGAUACCUUCAUCAAGCAUAAGGCUCCUGAGUAUAGCAUUGGUGUUAAAAAAUAUUUGAAGGAAUUAAUACGUUCACCUGGUCCUGCGACAUAUCCGGGCGCGCCAAUGUCUUUAAUACGUCCCGAUAGCCCUAAAUAUACAUUAACGCCUCGCACCGAGUACACUUUUAAAUUAUAUGGACCUGGUUCGAAUUACUAUAAUCGUAUGGAAUAUAAACCUGGUAAACGAGCCCCCACCUACUCUUUCGGAACACGCCAUUCUCCACGUUCCGGUACUAUGAUUGUACCUUGUGAUAAUAUAUAAUUGCCAUAUAUGUACAUUAACAAAUUUCAAUACAUUACACUUUUGGCGCUCUAUUUUUAAGAAGAAAAAUUCAAUAAAACAUUUUUCUUAAAGAAA